Messenger RNA from Ictidomys tridecemlineatus (thirteen-lined ground squirrel), 2694 nucleotides. The record is from RefSeq and is a predicted model, not a curated record. NCBI's taxonomy places the organism in Eukaryota, Metazoa, Chordata, Mammalia, Rodentia, Sciuridae.
CUGCGAACGGAAGCCACCGACGUGGCACCGCCAGGUACAGAAGGGCGCCGACAGCCGUGCGGAAGUUACCCGCGUCCCCUGAGCCCACUGCCAGCGGUGCUCACAGUCUGCAACCAUGCCCUCCUACACGGUCACCGUGGCCACUGGUAGCCAAUGGUUCGCCGGUACCGACGACUACAUAUACCUCAGCCUCGUGGGCUCCACAGGCUGCAGCGAGAAGCACCUGCUGGACAAGGCUUUCUACAACGACUUUGAGCGGGGCGCGGUUGAUUCUUAUGAUGUGACUGUGGAUGAAGAAUUGGGGGAUAUCCAACUUAUCAGGAUUGAGAAGCGCAAGUACUGGAUCCAUGAUGACUGGUACCUAAAGUACAUCACACUGAAGACACCCCACGGGGAUUACAUUGAGUUCCCCUGCUACCGCUGGAUCACUGGAGCCCCAGGAUUCCUGCAGAGGCAAUGUGCUGAGGGGCACAGUGGAAGAAAACAUGAACACUGGACAUUGUUACCCUUUUUUCUACGACUCUUUUAUACUUAUUCUUCUUUCACAGCAAAGUUGGCCCGAGAUGACCAAAUUCACAUUCUCAAGCAGCACAGACGUAAAGAAUUGGAAACGCGGCAAAAACAGUACCGAUGGAUGGAGUGGAACCCUGGCUUCCCCUUGAGCAUCGACGCCAGAUGCCAUAAGGAUCUGCCCCGGGAUAUCCAAUUUGAUAGUGAGAAAGGAGUGGACUUUGUCCUGAACUACUCCAAAGCAAUGGAGAAUUUGUUCAUCAACCGUUUCAUGCACAUGUUCCAGUCAUCCUGGAGUGACUUUGCUGACUUCGAGAAAAUCUUUGUCAAGAUCAGCAACACUAUUUCUGAGCGGGUCAUGAAACACUGGCAAGAAGACCUCAUGUUUGGCUACCAGUUUCUAAAUGGAUGCAACCCUGUGCUCAUCAGGCGCUGCUCGGAGCUGCCUGAGAAGCUCCCAGUGACCACAGAGAUGGUGGAGUGCAGCUUAGAGCGGCAGCUCAGCUUGGAGCAGGAGGUGCAGCAAGGGAACAUUUUCAUUGUGGACUAUGAGCUGCUGGAUGGAAUUGAUGCCAACAAAACCGACCCCUGCACACACCAGUUCCUGGCUGCGCCCAUCUGCCUGCUGUAUAAGAACCUGGCCAACAAGAUUGUCCCCAUUGCCAUCCAGCUCAAUCAAACCCCAGGAGAGGAGAAUCCGAUUUUUCUCCCUUCGGAUGCCAAAUAUGACUGGCUUUUAGCCAAAAUCUGGGUGCGUUCCAGUGACUUCCACGUCCACCAGACCAUCACCCACCUUCUGCGCACACACCUGAUAUCUGAGGUUUUUGGUAUCGCCAUGUAUCGCCAGCUGCCUGCUGUGCACCCCAUUUUCAAGCUGUUGGUGGCACAUGUGAGGUUCACCAUCGCCAUCAACACCAAGGCCCGAGAACAGCUCAUCUGCGAGUAUGGCCUUUUUGACAAGGCCAAUGCCACCGGAGGUGGUGGGCACGUGCAGAUGGUACAGAAGGCCAUGAAGGACCUGACCUAUGCUUCCCUGUGCUUUCCUGCGGCCAUCAAAGCCCGGGGCAUGGAGAGCACUGAAGACAUCCCCUACUACUUCUACCGAGAUGAUGGGCUGCUGGUGUGGGAUGCCAUUCAGACGUUCACAUCCGAAGUGGUGAGCAUCUACUACGAGAGUGACCAGGUUGUAGAAGAGGACCAGGAGCUUCAGGACUUUGUGAAGGAUGUUUACAUGUAUGGCAUGCGGGGCAAGAAGGCUUCAGGCUUCCCCAAGUCAAUCAAGACCCGGGAGAAGCUGUCCGAGUACCUGACUGUGGUGAUCUUUACGGCCUCAGCCCAGCAUGCAGCGGUGAACUUUGGCCAGUACGACUGGUGUUCCUGGAUCCCCAAUGCUCCCCCAACCAUGCGUGCCCCACCGCCCACGGCCAAGGGAGUGGUGAAUAUAGAACAGAUUGUGGAUACUCUGCCGGACCGUGGCCGCUCCUGCUGGCAUCUGGGUGCAGUGUGGGCGCUGAGCCAGUUUCAGGAGAAUGAGCUGUUCCUAGGCAUGUACCCAGAAGAGCACUUCAUUGAGAAGCCUGUGAAGGAGGCCAUGGCCCGAUUCCGCAAGAACCUGGAGGCCAUUGUCAGCGUCAUUGCUGAGCGCAACAAGAACAAAAAGCUGCCCUAUUACUACUUGUCCCCAGACCGGAUACCAAACAGUGUGGCCAUCUGAACCUUGCCUGUGGCAGUCUCACCAGCUGCUCUGGCCAGCCAGACUCCAGCUCAUGUGGCAGGCUCUGGCCUCCUGACAGCUCACCUCUCUUCCAUGGAGCCCAGCAAGUAUGUUCUGGUUUCCUGAUGGGCUGGCUACAAACCAGAGUCUCCUCCAGGAUGGAUCAGGUUGUACCAAAGCUUCAGUGCAUUUCCGUGUUUAUCCCUUCAUCUUUAGAGAAUCCCAUUUGUUAUUCCAGGGACCCUCCUGUAUAGAGGACUGCAGAGCCUCCUGCCCAUGCUCAGCUGAGUCCUUCCACGCUAAGAGUGACAGCAAAUCAGAAUAAUCUAUGCCUGUUCUGGUUGGAGAUGGGGAAUUUCUGUGCUACUUAGUUUAAUUUCUUGCACCUAACUACUAGGUGCCCAAAUAACUUCUUGUUGAAUGAAUUAAGAAUUGGUUGCCAUAAAAAUAAAGUUAUUAUUUUAAACAGA